Molecule: messenger RNA, 1391 nt
Organism: Dicentrarchus labrax (European seabass)
Lineage: Eukaryota; Metazoa; Chordata; Actinopteri; Moronidae
Gene: adcyap1a
Product: adenylate cyclase activating polypeptide 1a
Exons: 7
Coding region: 298-945 (215 amino acids)
Biological process (GO): positive regulation of transcription by RNA polymerase II; positive regulation of GTPase activity; positive regulation of protein kinase activity
Cellular component (GO): extracellular region; perikaryon; neuron projection
Molecular function (GO): pituitary adenylate cyclase activating polypeptide activity; peptide hormone receptor binding; neuropeptide hormone activity
Source: RefSeq, a predicted model, not a curated record
GGCAUGCCUUUCGGAUUCAUGAAUAAAAAACCAAGUGGAGUUAAGUUCACAGGACGCAGGAAAGUUCUCCGCAGACAAAUGUUUGGCGCUCUUCAUUCCGCCCAUGACCGAGUACACGUAGAAACCCCCGAGAACUGAGCUGCGCACUCGGAACGAGCACAAGGAGGCUGAAGAAGAGGCUUCUCUGAGGGAAUAGAGGAAGAGGAGCGGAAGGGAGAGAGAGACUGAGAUAGAGGUCCUAUCUCACUCUCCCAGUUGAGGUCUUCAGUGGAUCGCGUCGAGCGUAACUGCAGGACAAUGUCUAGUAAAGCGACUUUAGCCUUACUCAUCUAUGGAAUCAUAAUGCAUUACAGCGUCCACUGCUCACCUGUGGGGCUUAGCUUUCCCAGUGUUAGACUUGACAGUGAGGUUUAUGAUGAGGAUGGGAAUUCCUUACCGUCCCUGGAUUAUGACAGAGACCAAAUGGAUGUGAGAAGCCCCCCGUCUGUCGCUGACGACGUCUACUCUUUGUAUUACCCACCAGAGAAAAGAACGGAAAGGCAUGCAGACGGCAUGUUUAAUAAAGCCUACAGGAAAGCGCUGGGUCAGUUAUCAGCAAGGAAAUAUCUGCAUUCUCUGAUGGCAAAACGUGUAGGUGGGGGGAAAACACUGGAGGACAGCUCAGAGCCUCUGUCCAAGCGACACUCAGACGGGAUCUUCACAGACAGCUACAGCCGCUACCGAAAGCAAAUGGCAGUCAAGAAAUACCUGGCAGCAGUCCUUGGGAAAAGCCUUGAAGACAUAGGUUUUCACCAAAUCCUACAAGACAUAGACUUUGAUGCCCUCCCGGACGGGGAUGAGUUUGAGGCAUUUAUGGGAGACUGGCUGAAACAGUUCUCUCGCCGAAUUUCCGGCUUUGUGACGCAGGAAGCAGUUUGCGGCUGUGGUGCCUUGCAUCGACUUUAAAAUCGCCAUGAAUCACAGAUGGCUAUUUAGUGGCCCUACAAUGCUGCACAUCAUCAGCUUACAUUUCACCCUUUUGUUGUUGUUUUUGUGUUUCACAGACGUUUGAUAGGCUCUUUAGUAGCAUCCAGCUUAGACGUCAAGCGUUCUUGCUUGCACUGCUUUCUGUUGCACUUUGUUUUUAGAGCACUAGACGUAGAGUUUUGUGAAAAUAGCGGCACGGAUCAGUUUCCCGCUCUCCAUGAAACAGUAUAUGUAUGAUAAUGAAAGCGCCAAUAGCCUUACUAAAAUGAAAUAAUCUUCAAAGAUAUAUAUAUAUAUAUUUAUUGUGUAGAAAGUGAAUAUUAGAUUACUACUUCAAAUGGCGAUCUGCAAGGGUCAAGUCAAUAAAUGUUUAAAAAAAAAGUGUUGUAAGAUUUGUAUGAAUAAAUUUUUGUAAACAACAAAAA